GUUCGAUCUUGGAAAGGCAGCAGUGAGCACAGCACAAGUGACCAUGGCCGUGACGCGCGUGGCGACAGCCGUCCUCUUUGCUCUCGCUGCUGCACAAAGCCAGUCGUACCUCUCAGUACUCCAACACCCGGAACUUGGGCUCAUCGAGCUCGCGCCGGCGCAGCAACACACGCCGUUGGACGCCUCGUUGCAGCACCUGCGCCCGCCCCCGCCGUAUGUGCCGCCAUCGCCGCACCUCUUUGUGGGACUCUCGGUCUUUCGAGACGGUGAUCGCUGUGGGUAUACGAUCUUUACGGGCUUUUUACGUGCGAGUUGCCCCGAGCUCCUCCGGUUUGGCGUGAUCGAUCAGGUCGCGACCGACGACGUCACGUGCAUCGACGCUUAUUGCAAGCUCGCAAGGGAUCAGUGGCCAAGCCACGCGUGCAUGUACAAGGACCACAUCACGGUCGAGAGCCGACCGGCUGAGGCGUCUCGCGGUCCCACGUACGCGCGCCACUUGCAGCAGCAGCUCAUCCACGACGACGACGACUUUUGCCUGCAGUUGGACGGCCACAGCGUCUUUACAAACGACUGGGACGCUGCGUUUCUGAGCGAGUGGGAACGUGCGGACAACGAAAUGGCCGUUCUCACCACGUACCUCCACGACCUCCACAGCUACGUGGGGGGCGACGGGAAGAACUGGCCGCCGAGUCAGCUCCCGCAUUUGUGCACGACGACGCGCGGUGGCAGCGGCUGCGUGCGCAACGUAGGCGCGAGCAUGCUCCACCACCCGCAACGACCGCAGAUGACGGCUCUCUUUGGCGCCGGCCUCUCGUUCAGCAAGUGCCAUGCCGAGCGACGCGUGCUCGUGGACCCACACACGCCGUGGCUCUUUGACGGCGAAGAAUUCCUCCGCGCGUCGCACCUCUGGACGCACGGCUACGACUUGUACUCGCCGAGCAUCAGCGUCAUCUACCACAACUACAGCAGCGUGCCCAACCGGUUCUUUGCGCUGCCCGUGGACGCCGCCCUCCGCGAGCGUGAGACGGCGAUGGGGCGCAACCGGUACAAUCUCGUUUUGGGUCUCCCCGUGGACGGCCCCGUGAGUGCGGCGGACCUCGACCGCUACGGGUUUGGCUCUGCGCGAACUCUGCAAGCGUACUUGGCGUUUGCAGGCAUCAACCUAGAAACCAAAAACGAUGUGCACUCGUGCAAGCAGCUGCACUGGCAGCCGUAUACGGACGCGCGCGAUGUCGAAGCCCUCGUCGGACGCGGCUGGACCUUGGCACCAGCGGCGAGUGUGCAAGCCAUGCAAGACGACGUGGAACCGGUUCUAGUCCUCUCGGAGCUCAAUGCCAUUGAAGAACGAGCGUCCUUGGUGGCCGAACCAGGUACAGUAGCACUCGAGCCAUCGCCACCGCCUGCUGCCGUGCAACGCGAUCACGACGUCCGACCGCCCCAUGCCUUGGCGUCGGCCAAGCAGCUGAUCGUGCGCGUCCCGUACCAGCUCCACGUCAUGAUUGCAGUCGUCGCGAUGCUCGGCGCCGUGAUUGCGUUUGCAGCGCACGCCAACCGCAAGCACAAGCGUCGUCUUCGCAAGAACAUGAUGACCAAGUAAUGCCAUGUCCGUUUGCAUUCUA
Saprolegnia diclina VS20 is the source of this 1619-nucleotide messenger RNA. RefSeq lists its product as hypothetical. The transcript has a single exon. The record is from RefSeq and is a predicted model, not a curated record. The coding region runs from base 44 to 1597 and encodes 517 amino acids. Lineage: Eukaryota; Oomycota; Saprolegniomycetes; Saprolegniales; Saprolegniaceae.